AUGCCUUUAGAAGAUGUGUCACAUGAUAUAUGUAUGGUCGACUGGCUUCGUCGGGGUGGCCAUGGACAUUUACUCGAUGAACAUAAUCAAUCAUAUCCUAUGAGACCAUCGAUAUCACCACCACCACCAAUACCUCCACGUGAUUAUAAUAGAAUUGAUCCUUAUUGUGAUUCAUAUAACCGUUCAAUGUCUUUUUCUCGAAAUGAGAAUUUCAAUACUCUACCAUAUAAUCCUUCGUAUAGACCUGAUAAUUUUAUUACAUCUCCUACAGAAUUUUUAGCACCACAUACAAAUCCACUAUGUGUUGAUAGGGAUGUUGAAGCUAUGCGAUAUGAUCCAAAUACUCGUGUUGUACAACGACCAGCACAAGAUGACGUCUUAUACAAACAACGAGUUUUUGUAAGAUAUUUACAACCGCCAACUCCACCUGUUAGUGGAGCAAUUAUUGUUCGAGAAAAACAACUACCACCACCACCUCCUGAACCACCUCUUGUUAUCAAACGUGCUCCACCUCCACCUCCAACUCCACCACCGAUUACUAUUCGUGAACGUCCACCACCAAUGCCACCACCCGAAGGUACUACUGUUAUUAAUAAAGUGAUACCACCUCCAGCAAAACCUCCACGUCAAGUCAUCGUUGAACAAUAUCCUCAGUUACCUCCCAAACCUCAAGAUGUUAUUAUAGAACGAUGGCUUCCUGUCAAGCAACGUCAACGACGUAUUUUUUAUGAACGUGCUCCUGCUAAUCCACCAACAUCGACAGGACCAAUGAUUGUCCAAUAUGGUCAACCACAAAUACGUAUUCAACGUGAAAUUCGUACUGAACCUUGUGCACAAUAUACUUGUCAACCAGUAUCAUGUCAUUCGAAUAUAAAACAACAUAUUUGUUCAACAGUAUCACCUUCAUCUUUGAUGUCAUAUAAUCCAUGUUCAACAUUACAACCAAGUAAAUGUUGUACGUGUCAAUCUCAAUCAAAGAUUGUUAUGAUGCAAAAACAACAGCCAUGUGCAAGGUCAGUAACUUGUGUAUGUUCAUCAAAGUCAACCACUGGACUAGGUGGAUAUGGUUGUAGUAUACCAACUAUUAGCAAUUGUGGUGGACAAACAACAGUUUAUAGUGUACCCGAAAACGUUCCCAUUAAUAAUGUUAUUCGUCAAUUUGGUAUUGAUCCAUGUUGUAUCCAACCUCCAACAAACAUGAUCGCAUGCAUGUAA
This is a messenger RNA of Rotaria sp. Silwood1, 1215 nucleotides long. The record is from the annotation of a GenBank genome assembly. Lineage: Eukaryota; Metazoa; Rotifera; Eurotatoria; Philodinida; Philodinidae.